This is a messenger RNA of Brassicogethes aeneus, 1192 nucleotides long. NCBI's taxonomy places the organism in Eukaryota, Metazoa, Arthropoda, Insecta, Coleoptera, Nitidulidae. The record is from the annotation of a GenBank genome assembly.
AGUAUAAAAUAAAACAUGAAGACGACAAUAAGCAUAUUCGUGUCAAUUUUAUUAGUAUUAUUAGUAAAAAAUAAUAAAUCGUUGGAAAUAUUUAAGUGCAACAAUACAUGUAUAAAAACCGAUACACAUCCAGAAUACUACGUUGUGGAUCCAAAAGUCCGUCAUUUAAAUUCGUCGUUUUUCAAUAGCGGUAAUAUUUUGGUGGUAAUUGCAAGAGGUGGCAAACUCUCGAAUUUAAACACAGGGACGUUUAGCAAAUUAAAUGGCCUACGAAGAUUGUAUUUGGACGGUAACGAAAUUAAAUAUAUAAACUAUGGGUCAUUAAACAAUUUAUUUAUGCAGCAUUUAGAUUUGGGACUAAAUCAAAUUGUUGACGUCGAAACCGAAGCCUUAUCAAAGCUAAUUAAUUUACAAAGCUUGUAUUUACAUGGAAACAAGUUGACCACGUUUGAAUUUUCAUGGUUUACUGCGAACAAUGUCAAGAGUCCACUAAAAGUUAUAUAUCUGAACAACAACAACAUUCAGACACUUCAGAGAAAUACCUUUUACAUAUUUCCUAACAUAACUCAUAUUUAUUUGCAGUUUAAUCAAAUAGGUUACAUAGGAGAUAACACGUUUAACAGCAACGAUAAACUGGAAGUAAUUGAUUUAUCGUUUAAUCACCUAUCGAACAUUAGCCCUUUUAUAUUUCAAAACACGCCUGCUGUUGGAAAAUUUCUGAUAGCGUUCAACAGUAUAAGCUACAUCAACAGAGACCUCUUUAGAACCACCCACAUUAAAAGUGUUAGUCUCCACCCUAACCUGUGGAUAUGCUCUUGCUACCACGAUUUUAUAAAAGCCCAAGUAAACACAACCUAUUAUCAUCACUAUAAAUAUCCUUACUUGAAAACCAAUUACCACGAAGGUAAAGACAUCACGAUGUGUUAUUAUGAACUAAAAUGUAACGAAUUUAAGCAAAAAGAAACCGAUUUUUUUAGUGAAAAAUAUUUUAACCAUUUUAUGGAUAAAAUAAAGAAUAUUUAUCAAGAAGUUCUUUCAGAAAGCACUCAACUGUGUGAUUCGGAAACUGUUUGUCAAAAAUAUCAUGUUUGUCGUAACGGUAUAUGUUGGAAUUUAUAUCAGAAAUUUCAUUACAAUGUGAAAAAUGGAAUUUUUUUCUGGAAACAAUAAAUUGAUUUAAAAAGUUUUUUGC